Messenger RNA from Heterocephalus glaber (naked mole-rat), 5710 nucleotides. RefSeq names its product HDGF like 3 (gene Hdgfl3). NCBI's taxonomy places the organism in Eukaryota, Metazoa, Chordata, Mammalia, Rodentia, Bathyergidae. The record is from RefSeq and is a predicted model, not a curated record.
ACUUCGCUCGUCGGAGCGGCCGCGGAGGCCCGCGGUGGGGGGCGGCCGCCGGCUUCGCAGCGGCGACCGAGGGUGACCGGGCCGGGGAACGGCCGGAAUGGCGCGUCCGCGGCCCCGCGAGUACAAGGCGGGCGACUUGGUCUUCGCCAAGAUGAAGGGCUACCCACACUGGCCGGCGCGGAUUGAUGAACUCCCAGAGGGAGCUGUGAAGCCUCCAGCAAACAAGUAUCCUAUCUUCUUUUUUGGCACCCAUGAAACUGCAUUUCUAGGUCCCAAAGAUCUUUUUCCAUAUAAGGAAUACAAAGACAAGUUUGGAAAGUCAAACAAACGGAAAGGAUUUAAUGAAGGAUUGUGGGAAAUAGAAAAUAACCCAGGAGUAAAGUUUACUGGUUACCAGGCAAUUCAGCAACAGAGCUCAUCAGAAACUGAGGGAGAAGGUGGAAAUACUGCAGAUGCAAGCAGUGAGGAAGAAGGUGACAGAGUAGAAGAAGAUGGAAAAGGCAAAAGAAAGAAUGAAAAAGGAGGCUCAAAACGGAAAAAGUCAUACACUUCAAAGAAAUCCUCUAAACAAUCCCGGAAAUCUCCAGGCGAUGAAGAUGAUAAAGACUGCAAAGAAGAGGAAAACAAAAGCAGCUCUGAAGGUGGAGAUCCCGGCAAUGACACAAGAAACACAGCUUCAGACCUGCAAAAAACCAGCGAAGGGAUUGGCGCCCUCAUUUUGGUAGGGACAGAGGAGAGGCUUCUGCCAUCUUGAUGGGAUCGUAGACCUAACUACCACAAUGAAUGCUGGAUAUUUCAAGAAACCACAAGAAGUUUAAAUGUUUGGUUGUCCAAUAUUCUUGGAUUUGAUAUGAACCAACACAUAGUCUUUGUUGUCAUUGACAGAACCCCAGUUUGUAUGUACAUUCACAUUCCUGUCUGUUUUGUUAGGAAAAAAAGACAUUUUAGCCUUUUUUAAGGUUAUUGAUUUAAUUUUAUGUUACUGGAUUGCAUGAUGUUGCCCUUAACCACUAAGAAUUAUCAAAAUUUUUGCACAGACUCACAUGUCUAGGAUCCUUUUAUCAAGGCAGUUAUGUUCAUCAUUUUCCUGCCUUUAUCCCACCAUCACCAAACACUUAAUAUUUAAUAGUUUAAGUGUUUAAUAUUAAUUAGCAUUUUAAGUGGCUUAAGCAUUUUAAUGCUUAAGGAUGGGAUUUCCUCUUUGACAGAACCCAAGAACUAAUUCCUAUAUGCAUAAUGUUGGUAUAUUGAAGAUGAAAUUUAAAUCAUCCUUAAGUUUUGAAGCCACGUGUAAAGUUUAACCAUACUGUACAAUAUCUUUACUGUAUUAGAAAUAGCUAGUUGACAGCUUAUACUUCUCAAAACUCAUGUUGUUAGGUACACAAUCUGAGUUUCUAUGUGUGAAGUUAGCGAGUCUUUUUGUGUUACUCCAAAAUAAAGGCAAGGAUUUAUUUUUUUCCCAGUGCCAGUACAAUUUGAGCUAACCACUCAAGGUAAAUACUUUACAUUUUAAAGCUGAAAUCAGCAACAACCCUAUGGGAAACCAGACAAAGCAUUGAGUUUUAAAUACAGACUUUUUAAAUGACCUGUUUUCUUUUUGGAACUAGAAUUAGAACAGUUAACAUUCAUCCACAAACCAUUACUGUGUACAUUAUUGUUGCUAUUGUGAUAAUAGAGAAUUUUAUUUAUUUUUAUGCCAGCUUAUAUUGUGAGAACACAUUUAGUCAGUUUGGGUUUUAUCAAUCCUGUUAUGCUUGUCCUUGAAACAUCUUUCACAUAUUCAAGGUUUGUAGUUGAAAAGUUUACUGUAAAAAAAAUCAAAAACAAAAAAAGUAUUGUUUUUACAGAAUAAAUUUAUUGGAAUGUGUACUGGGAAUAAGCUCUGAGGUUGUAAACAAAGUUAGUGUAAUUUGGCUUUAUAUAUGUAAUUGUGAGGUAUUAAUGUAAUUCAUAUAUUAAAGCAAAAACUGUUAACACCAAGUUGACGGUAGAAUCAAGUGCAGGUAAGGGCUUUUUUUUUUUCCUCCCCCACUUUUUAAUACUUUGGGUUUUCAGUUGUUUGGGAGGGAAUGACAACACAAUUUGCCUGCAUAUCUAGGAAAAUAUUUACCAGCUCAGUGGACCCUAAAUUCACACACUUGAUACUGCUCAUGCAUUGAUUUGUACCCCAUUUCCUUUUGGUUUCCUUAUUUUGGUAAAGAGCUAAUGAGCAUGAUGAGAAAAGCUGAGAAGAUGAUGCCGAUGGUGGUGAUGGCAGCUGAAGCUACACAAGGUCUAAUCCAUGCACCACUGCAGGGUACUGAGGAGGAACUAUGCUUUUGGUCUGUCCCUGUUGUUUAGCAAAUACUGACUCUAUUACACUUCACAUGUUUAAUUCAUCAAAAGGCCUCUUCAUGACUCACACUAAAACAUGAAAACAGAGACUGCAUUUCUGCAUUUUUUGUAACAGAUUUUCUUUUCUUUUUUUUGGUACCAGGGAUCGAACUCCAGUCCUUCUGCUUGCGAAGCAGGCAGCAGAACCACUAAGCUAAAUCCCCGGCCCUGUGUAACAGAUUUUCUUAACUAAAAAUCCAAAACUUAGGAAAAUAUAUAUAAAACAUUUCAAAUGUAGUAAGAUUUGUUUUCAUAAAAGGCCAAAAGUAAUUUUAUUAAAACUAUAUGCAGAAAUACAAUAGAAAUUUUUUCCAGCCACCAGUAAAACCAAGUGUUUGUUAUGGGUAAUGAUAAAGCUAAUUGAUUGUGCUUUAGCUGUUUAGAUUGACACACACACAAAAAAACUCAAGCAGUUUUUAAAAUAGCAGCAAAUAAUACAUUUUACUUGGAAAAACAUUUUUCAAACAGUUAAAAUAUUUUGAUGAUCUGCCUUUUAAAUUGAGAUUGAUAAUGUAGCCAUAUGCAUCUUAUAGGCAAAAGUUACUUCUCCAGCCUGGGAUUGCUGUUUUGAAUUUUUUAUAUGUAUAGACCAUAUACACUUCUGAGUAAUUUUGUUUUUAUGCUUACUAUUAUAGGCACUAAAUUGUAAUUUUUCACACUUACAGUUAUUUAAUAUGUACAAACAGAAUACUGAGAUACAUGGUGAGGUUUAUUCACAGACAAUUCUGAUUUAUUUCUUUAAACAAGCUGUUUCUCAACAACUUCAAUUUUCCUUCAAAAAAAAAUUUACCCACACAACACUGUUAAGGCUCACACAUACAGUGCAGAGCAAGAAUUUGUUUUCUUUAGUAUUUGUGUUUGAGAAAGGAGUGAAAUGGGACAAAAUAAUCAGUACCAAUAUAACAAAACUUAGUAAUCUAGAGAGGAAGAACAUGAUAUAACAUUUUUAUUCCACCUUUUCAUCUGACUUUGUUUUUAUGAAGAACUCCGGUUUGUAGAUACAACGAUAGGCCAAGAGCUGAGGAAGAACUCCAUAUGCUAUGUUUAACACUAAAAAUAGGAUUUUCGCUUCUUCAGGGACUCUGUAGGCAUAAGCAGUUCUAGCAUGGAGAGAAGCACCAAUGUGAGAAAACUGAGCCUGUUUUAUUGGGGGAAAAAGGGGGGGAGAGUAUAAGUUUGAAAUAUAAACAUUGGGACAAAGGGUGAGUUCUUGAAUGGGUAUUUCAGACCCAUCUAUGCCCUCAAAAUCAGCCUCACGGUGUAAUACCUUCAAAUAAUCCUAGUGUUUAAUAUGAUAGUCUUUCAUUAAAUCUAGGGCCAGUCUUGAUAUCUGUGUUUAAAUAAAGUAUACUGUGUUUAGUGUAGUUUUAUCAUGUCAGCUCUGUUUUCUAACCCACCCAAUGCCCCAUAUCAAACUUUAGUGGCUGAAUUCAACAGAAUUCUUUGUCUUUCUGAUCUGGAUUCUGUAGGUCCUACAGAGAGACUCAGCUGUGGCUCACAAAUUAUUUUCCAAUAAAAAUGAAGAAAGUACAGAGUUUUUAAAGCUAAAAUAUAUUUAAAAUAAUACAUUAUUUAAGAAGAGGCACUGAGGAACUCAGCUUCAUUUAUCAGUCUUUCAAUUACUGCUUGGAGCAAGUAACUGAGCAAAGCUCAUUCAUUUACAAAUUUUUAUUUAUUCAUGUAUUUGUUUUUUAUGCAACUUAAAAAAUACAAAGAAUUGUUUUGUAUUAUAAAGUUACCAGCUUGGGUAGGGGUAGGAGGAUUAUGAUUACUUUUUAUAAAAUGGCAAAUAUAUGGGCAAGGCAGCCUUUUCAAGUCAAAUUGUAAUUUAUUUAGAAGUAUGACUUGUCAGCAUAAUCCAAGUUUGCAAAAUGGAAAGAAAAGGGUGUCCCUCUGUACUUGUAUACUUGUUCAAAACACACAUUCAGAAUGUACCAGUUGGUCUUUUUUGAUACUUUUCGUAAGCAUAGAGGACAGCUUAUUAGAAAGGGUAACGCAGGCCACAGCAGGAUUAAAAGCUUCUGAGAGAAGUUCUACAGGAAGCUUAUGUCAUUACAAAAUGCAGCCCCCAGGUGUGCAUUUUCGUGUCUUGCUGAAAUUUAAGGUACACAUGAAUAAAGAAUUGGGAACCUGAAUGUAGUAAAUUAUUAGUUCAGUUAGAUCAAAGUGAAAAGAUAAAAGACUGCAAUCCAGAGAAGACAGAAGUAACAAGAAUGAAUAAAUAAUUUGCUUUAAAUACAUUUUAAGUUACAUUUCCUUCCAUUGAAAUCAGUUGAUUCUGCUAAGUGAUUAACAGAUAGUUACCACUUAACUUUGCCAUAACAAGAAAAGGGCAAGCUUUUCUAAGCAGCAUGUUUAUGAAAUUUGUAUCAAUCGCAGAUAUUUUGAUGGGCUACAGUUUUACAAAUUACUGGUAUAUUCUGGAUACCUCUGGUACGUUUUUGCUAUUUUCUGGAAAUAGAGUUUACUGUGGUGUGUUUCCAAGGACCAACGAAUGGACUGUCUGCAUUGAGAGUGGACACUGAGGGCUCUGCCCUCAUACCUCCCCAGGGCAGAUGCCAGACAACCCAGCCAAUGCAUUUGCAUCUCUGGGCUGCAACGACAAAAGACUUUCAAAAUAAAGGGCACUUUGGAACUGCCCUGAGGAGCCAUUGUGAACAUCCUAAGAACUCUGAAUAGGAGCCUGGCUUCUGUCACUAUCUUUCCCUAGGGCCUAUUUUGAAUGACUUUUUCUGAAUAUAUAACUAAACUUUUUCUUCUGGACUAGAGGCCAGUUUUGAACCCUGGUUUUUCAGAAAUGUGGGUUUGGUGGCUUUAGACACUUGUGCACAUCACAAAAUCAAAAGAUUUGGAAAACUGUCCACUGUUCUUUGAGAGAAUAAUGAGCAGUUGUGCCUACUACCUGCACAGGGAAACCUCAUAAAACAUCAGUGAUUCCGUAGGCCCUUGACCUGCACUGACUGUGCAGCUAAUACCUCAUUUACACGAACAGCAAACCCAUGGCAACAUUAAAAAUGGAUUCAUGUCCUUAGAUUAGAUUGUAAGCCCACUGGGCAGGUACUGUGUCUGAUGUUUUGUGUGGCACCUAUCACACUGUUACAGCUCAAUAAACGUUCAACAACAAUGGUCUUGUGGCUGUCAAAAUACAAAAGAUCUAUAAAGAAUUUCUGUAUUUUUAUACCUAUUUUAUUAGGCCAUUCUGUUUAAAAUUAUUAAGGAAGGGUGAAUAUCUUAAAAUUCCUAACCUGUCUGUACAUGAGAAAAGAACUGUGGGGCCAGCUGUCUACAGCCCCUGCUGGAGCACACAGUUCCAGUGGGUGUUUAUGGCAGCCACACC